This is a messenger RNA of Juglans regia (Persian walnut), 3644 nucleotides long. RefSeq names its product protein transport protein SEC23. Lineage: Eukaryota; Viridiplantae; Streptophyta; Magnoliopsida; Fagales; Juglandaceae. The transcript has 6 exons. Gene Ontology annotation, biological process: COPII-coated vesicle cargo loading; intracellular protein transport; endoplasmic reticulum to Golgi vesicle-mediated transport. Gene Ontology annotation, cellular component: COPII vesicle coat; endoplasmic reticulum exit site. Gene Ontology annotation, molecular function: zinc ion binding; GTPase activator activity. The coding region runs from base 689 to 3298 and encodes 869 amino acids. The record is from RefSeq and is a predicted model, not a curated record.
AGAGAACGGGGAAAAAAAGGCUAUGAACAGCAUCGCCAGCCUGUGUGACCUGCCGUCUUAUAAAAUCCGAAUCGAACCCAGAAGAGGAAAAAGAAAAGAACUUCGAAUAGAAAAAGAGUCAAUUCUAUGUCUUGGGUUUUUUAAAUAACAUUACCCUCUAUCACAAUUAUCUGUCCCUCUCAGAUUUCUCCUUGGGAUGGAGUUCUUCUGGAAGCUUCAAUUGUGAAGAGAUAGAGGGCCAAAUGGUCGGGUUUUUAUCAGAACCCGGUAAUGCUUGGUCCUGAAUUUGAUUCAACUAGGGAGGUUAGAUUUUUGUGCUCUCGAUCCUGCUCAUGACUCUGCCGUUGAUAUCUUCAAGUGGGUACCCGGGAGAAUUCGUUCUUGUACCUUGUUAUCGCUGGGGUUUUAGGUUGAUUUGAGGGUUUAGUUGAUCAAAAGCUUAACUUUGUGAAUUCUUUAAGCGAAAUCGGAGGACUGGAAUAAGAUCCAUUUGCGGAAUUUUAUGUUAUAGCUUUGCAAACUUGUUUCUUUCUCAUCAUUUGCGGACUUUUAUGUUAUAGCUCAAAGAACUUGCUGUAUGUCUUCAUCAUAGGACUCGGUUUGUGGUUGAAUUGUCUAUAAAGACCGGUUCUUGAUUCUGGGUCCUUAGGUUUUUUUUUAUUUUAUUUGAAUUGAACCUUGAGUUUCAAUGGCUAAUCCACCACAGCCUUCCGUUGGAUACGCUGUCACUAUCACUCCCUCAAACCCGCCCACUGAGAAAAGUCCGAUUCCUCCUCCUCCUUCAAUUUCCCCCACACCUCCCAGAUUUCCCCCGCCAAGAUUACAAGAUCAGAAUGCUUCACCUUCAAGGGAAAGCCCAAAUUUACCAUCUCCAGCCAAUGGUGUUAAAAGUGGCAGCCCCAUUCCUCAUUUAAGCACCCCCCCUGGACCUCCUGUCUUUACGUCGCCAGUUCGCCCUGCUGCUGUGCCUUUUCGCUCUUCACCUGCAUCUCCUCAGCCGGUUGCAUUUUCUUCAGGAUCAUUUUUGCCGGCAUCUUCACCUUCCCACUUUUCAAAUGGAUUGGUCGAGUUGCAACAUCAAGUUUCCGACGUUACAGAGAUCUCAAUACCAGCUGGGGAAUCUCCAUAUGUUCUAUUUUCAGCUCAUAAGAUUUUGAAUCAGAAAAAGCAAGCUAAUGUACCCAGUUUAUGUUUUGGGGCAUUGGUGUCUCCUGGGAGGGAGAUUUCUCCUGGUCCUCAGGUAAUACAACGCGAUCCCCAUCGUUGCCAAAAUUGUGGGGCCUAUGCAAAUUUCUAUUGCAACAUACUACCUGGCUCAGGACAGUGGCAGUGUGUAAUUUGUGGCGAGCUGAAUGGAAGUGAGGGCGAAUAUGUAGCUCCCAGCAAGGAAGAUCUUCGUAACUUCCCAGAACUGUCAUCACCUAUGGUUGAUUAUGUUCAAACUGGUAACAAGAGACCUGGUUUUAUUCCAAUUCCCGACUCCAGAAUAUCUGCACCCAUUGUUCUUGUCAUAGAUGAGUGCUUAGAUGAACCCCACCUCCAGCACUUACAGAGCUCCCUACAUGCAUUUGUUGAUUCUCUGCACCCAUCAACAAAAUUAGGAAUAAUUUUGUAUGGCCGCACAGUAUCAGUUUAUGAUUUUUCAGAGGAAUCAAUUGCAUCAGCUGAUGUGCUUCCUGGUGACAAAUCACCAACUCAGGAGUCGUUAAAAGCAUUGAUCUAUGGAAGUGGCAUAUAUUUGUCACAAAUUCAUGCCUCAUUAUCAGUAGCUCAUGCUAUAUUCUCAUCACUGAGGCCAUACAAAUUAAACCUUCCAGAAGCUUCUAGAGACCGGUGCUUGGGUACGGCAGUUGAGGUUGCUCUUGCGAUAAUUCAAGGGCCUUCAGCAGAAAUGUCUCGAGGGGUAGUUAAAAGGUCCAGUGGAAAUAGUAGAAUUAUUGUGUGUGCUGGUGGACCUAAUACUUAUGGUCCUGGAUCUGUCCCUCAUUCGUUUAGUCAUCCGAAUUAUCCUCAUAUGGAAAAGACAGCAUUGAAAUGGAUGGAACAUCUAGGUCAGGAGGCUCAUCGGCGCAAUAUAGUGGUUGACAUUCUAUGCGCUGGAACAUGCCCUUUAAGAGUUCCUGUGUUGCAGCCUCUCGCAAAAGCUUCUGGGGGUGUUUUGGUUCUUCAUGAUGACUUUGGAGAAGCCUUUGGAGUAAACUUGCAGAGAGCAGCUACGAGGGCAGCAGGUUCUCAUGGUUUGUUAGAAAUACGUUGUUCCGAUGAUAUUCUUAUAUCUCAAGUUGUGGGUCCUGGUGAAGAGGCACAUGUAGAUACUCAUGAAACCUUUAAGAAUGACUCUUCUUUAUAUAUUCAAAUGCUUAGUGUUGAAGAAACACAGAGCUUCUCACUUUUCAUGGAAACUAAAAGAGAUAUCAAGAGUGAUUACAUAUAUUAUCAGUUUGCAAUUCGGUUUUCAAAUGUGUAUCAAGCUGAUAUAUACAGAGUUAUUACCGUCAGAUUGCCAGCUGUGGAUAGUAUUUCAGCAUAUCUUGAGAGUGUUCAAGAUGAAGUGGCAGCUGUUCUUAUUGCCAAGAGGACCCUUUUGCGUGCCAAAAACUAUUCCAAUGCAGUUGAUAUGCAGUCAACAAUAGAUGAACGAGUUAAAGACAUUGCUUUGAAACUUGGGUCCCAAGUACCGAAGUCGAAGCUUUAUCGGUUCCCUAAAGAGCUCUCUUUACUCCCAGAGCUCCUAUUUCAUCUCAGAAGGGGUCCACUUUUGGGAAAUAUUAUUGGCCAUGAAGAUGAGAGGUCUGUAUUACGGAAUCUGUUUUUGAAUGCAUCCUUUGACCUUUCACUCCGUAUGGUAGCACCUCGUUGUCUAAUGCACCGGGAAGAAGGCACUUUCGAGGAACUGCCAGCUCAUGACCUUGCUAUGCAGUCUGAUGCAGCAGUUGUUCUUGACCAUGGCACGGAUGUCUUCAUUUGGCUGGGUGCUGAACUUGCUGCCGACGAGGGAAGAAGUGCUGCUGCUUUGGCAGCUUGCAGAACAUUGGCUGAAGAGCUAACUGAAGUGCGAUUUCCAGCUCCUCGGAUUCUUGCUUUCAAGGAGGGGAGCUCUCAGGCUCGGUAUUUUGUCUCUCGACUCAUACCAGCACACAAGGAUCCUCCAUACGAGCAGGAGGCAAGAUUCCCCCAGUUGCAGACUUUGACAACAGAAAAGCGAAUGAAACUGAAAAGCAGUUUUCUUCACUUCGAUGAGCCCAGCUUCUGCGAGUGGAUGCGAAGUUUGAAAGUGGUACCACCAGAACCAAGCUAAGAAGUUUUGAAAGAGAUUUUGCUGGCCGAUGUACCUCUGGGACGAGUCUGAAGAGUUGGCGUCCUUCCAGCACUGGUUGGAAACUUUAGUCAUCUGUUUCAUUUGUUUUUCUUUCCAUUUUCAGGAAUGGUACCUCAAUGCGGUCCAGACUGGCAGUGGUGGUCAUAUUGAUAAUUUGAUGCCAUCUCAUCCUUCCCUUCCUCAAUUUUUUUUGUCAAACUUGUAAGGAACGUUUAUUAUACAUAACUAUUUAGGAGUUUGAAAUAUUGUCUGAUCUGGUUCUCAGAUAAAAUGGCUUUUUACAUUGUAAUAAAGAUGUACCAUGUUGAUUCAACUUUGUCAUCCA